AGAGGCCUAUCGCCACCGCCGCGCUGCGACGAGAGGGGAAGGAAUCAAUCGCUCGCCGCCACCCGCACCCAAGGCGAGGCCGCACGCCGGCGACGGCCACACAUGCCGACCGCCUCCUGCCUCCGCCCGCCCCUCCCCCACGCCUCCUCGUCCGCCACCGCCGCCUUGGCGCAGCGCCUCCGCCUCCCUCCGCCGCCGCCGACGACGCAGCCGUUCCAGGCGGCGCUGCGGCUGCCGCGCAGGAGGCUCGCCGGGGUCGGGGUCGCGGCGGCCUCCGCGUCGCCCUUCGACGAGCUCUACGCGCGGGGGAGGCCCGCCCAUGGCUCCUCCAAGAAAUCUAUCCUAUGGAACUUGAUCCAAGACAUAGAGCCUUUGGAUCUAAGUGUCAUUCAGAAAGAUGUUCCUCCUGAAACAGUGGAUGCAAUGAAGAGAACAAUCUCUGGCAUGUUGGGUCUGCUUCCAUCAGAUCAGUUCCGUGUUGUUGUAGAAGCCCUUUGGAAUCCCUUCUUCAAGUUGUUGGUAUCUUCAAUUAUGACCGGGUAUACUCUGCGUAAUGCUGAGUACAGGCUCUCUUUUGAAAGAAACCUAGACCUUUCAGAAGAAGAUUCUGAAGGUCAAAAAAGAGAUAUCUCUGAAGACGAUCAUCAUAACAUCAAUUUAGGUAGCCCUGUUACGAUUUUCAGAUUAUCUGAAGAAGACAUGCUACAAGACUCUGAAAAAAAUGAUGAAGAAUUACCAUGUGAAACUGUGGAGGAAGAUCUUGGUAACUUGACACCUCAAGCAGAAGAUUACAUCAUCCAAUUGCAGUCUCGAUUGGAUGCCAUGAAAAAGGAGUUGCAUGAUCUUAGGAGGAAAAAUUCUGCUCUGCAAAUGCAACAAUUCGUUGGAGAAGAGAAAAAUGAUUUGCUGGACUAUCUAAGAUCACUAACACCAGAAAAGGUUGCUGAACUCUCAGAGUCUACCUCUCCCGGGGUGCAAGAGGCUAUUCACUCUGUGGUUCAUGGUUUGCUUGCUACUCUUUCCCCCAAGAUACACUCGAAGGCCCCUCCACUAGGAAAUGCUACUGGGGGUGCACUGAAUGUUGGAGGCGAGGAUGAUGACUGCGCGGAGCUUGUGGAGAAUGCAUCCCUACCUUUUCAGCCCCUAAUAUCUGUUCCCCGUGAUUACCUUGCACGUUUGCUAUUCUGGUGCAUGCUGUUGGGUCACUACAUCCGAGGUCUGGAGUACAGGUUAGAGCUGGCGCAGCUUCUGAGGAUAUCUACCGAUGUGGAGUCUUUCCCCAGUGGCGAUGAUCCUGUCGUUUGAGAGAGCUUAGACCGGCUGAUCGAUGGUGUUAACCAAUCACAAAGUAAGUGCAUUGUCUGAGACAUGGUGGAGCCGCUGAAGCGGCAACCACACUGCAGCUCUUCAAAAAAAGGUGCUCUAAACGAGAGGAGCUCUGAACACCGGCAGGUCUUGUAAAUUCAGGAAACAGCUAUUCGGGUGUAAAGUUAGUGUUAUAUAUUGAUGCGAAUAAUCACUUUUCUUUCUUUUAUUUUUAUACUGUGAAAUAUCAAAGGAACUGGUUGCUCUUAUUGUUAAUCAUGUGGUAGAACUGUGGAUAGGCAUCUUUGUAUUCUAGUGUGUAUGUAUUUGGUGAUGUGUUUCAGCGUAGUGCUGUUACAUUUUUGAACCUCAAGUUCUUGACGUAAA
Messenger RNA from Oryza brachyantha (malo sina), 1692 nucleotides. RefSeq lists its product as uncharacterized. The record is from RefSeq and is a predicted model, not a curated record. The coding region runs from base 103 to 1305 and encodes 400 amino acids. Lineage: Eukaryota; Viridiplantae; Streptophyta; Magnoliopsida; Poales; Poaceae. The transcript is spliced from 6 exons.